AUGAGUUGCUUUUCUUGUAUGACCCCUCGACGUAAGAAUGCGAGGGAUUACGAUGAAGAUAUGACCCUGAAAUCCACUGGUUCUUCAGAUCAAUUAUUGCUAGGAUUUGCAGUUGGUGUGAAUGGAAAGGCAGAUUUUAGCGAGAGGAGUGGGGGAAAGGGAAGUUCUGCUGGAGCAAGAGACAUAGAUAAUAAUGGCCAAAAGAGCAAUGUGGCUUGUAGCUUCACAUUCAAGGAACUUGCGUUGGCGACCCAAAAUUUUAGAGAAUCUAAUUUGAUCGGGGAAGGUGGUUUUGGAAACGUUGUUGCUGUCAAACAACUUAAUCUAGAAGGCCUUCAGGGGAAUCAAGAAUUUAUCGUAGAAGUUUUAAUGUUAAGUCUGCUGCACCAUCCCAACCUUGUUAACUUGAUCGGGUAUUGUGCUCACGGAGACCAGAGACUUUUGGUGUACGAGUAUAUGCCACUGGGGAGCCUGGAGUAUCAUCUUUUCGGUAAUCCCUUAUUACUUCAUGCAUCCCCUGUUGGAGUGUGA
Messenger RNA from Fraxinus pennsylvanica, 531 nucleotides. NCBI's taxonomy places the organism in Eukaryota, Viridiplantae, Streptophyta, Magnoliopsida, Lamiales, Oleaceae. The record is from the annotation of a GenBank genome assembly.